Molecule: messenger RNA, 2514 nt
Organism: Coregonus clupeaformis (lake whitefish)
Lineage: Eukaryota; Metazoa; Chordata; Actinopteri; Salmoniformes; Salmonidae
Product: WAS/WASL-interacting protein family member 1
Exons: 2
Coding region: 127-1635 (502 amino acids)
Biological process (GO): protein homooligomerization
Cellular component (GO): membrane
Source: RefSeq, a predicted model, not a curated record
AAUACUAGUCGUUGUAAGGGAGAGUAGGCCUAUUCAACUGCUCCUAUCCAAGAAAGGGCGGCGGCAACCUGAAUCGACACAACAAGCGUCACCAACGUCGUAUUGGCACAUUAAUAAAGUGCAGUAAUGAUGAAGCUCAGCUCUCCUCUGGCCGUGCUGUGCCUUUCUCUCUUGCUGCUCCAUGCCCACCUCUCCCUGGCCAAGAGAGGGGGGGGAGGAGGCUUUAGUAGUAAAUCCAGCACAGGCUUUGGGAAGAAAUCUACCUCCAACCGUGGAGGCACCAACACCCAACGUAGACCCAACCAAGGGACCAACAACCAGCCAGGGAACUACCCUCGCCAGCCACAGAGCCCACAGAACCCCCAAGGAGGGUACCCACAGCAACCAGGAGGUUAUCCACAGCAACCAGGGGGGUACCCUCAACAGCCAGGCAGGGCAGGAUACCCUAACCAAGGGGGGUACCCUAACCAAGGGGGCUACCCUGCUGGAGGAUAUCCAAACAGAUACCCAGCUGGUGGAGGCUAUGGUGGAGGCUAUGGUGGAGGCUAUGGUGGCGGUUACGGAGGGGGCUACGUGAACCAAAACCCCAACAACCGGAUCCUUAGCCCUGGCUACGGGGGUAGUUACGGGUACGGGGGGUAUGGUGGUGCGGGUGGCUCCCCGUUCUCCCGCUCGGUGCAGGGGAUGGGGAUGGGACCCUCGCAACAGUCCAGGGGGUUUGGGCGUAAUGCAGCGAUGGCGGCCGGGGCUGGGGUUGUGGCUGGGAUGGCUCUGGGCUAUGGAUUGGGCCGGUUUCCCCGGCCUCACUUUGGCUUUCACAACCCCCAGGAGGAGUACUACUAUAACCACUACAUGUACAGGAGGUACGGCACUAAAUCCACUGAUGAUAAUGACUACAGCAGGGACUACCGCUUCAGCCCGCCUCCACAGUCCUAUGAUAACUACAUGAAGAACUGUAUGAAGAGGACUGACCUGCUGAGAGGUGGGGAGAAGGGUGGAUCGGAGAAAGACACCGGGGAGAACUCACCCCCACAGGGAGCUCCAGACAGCCCCAGCACUCAGGUAAUCGAGCCCAAUGGAGGAGGCACUGCAGGCGGGGAGAAGAGUGAAGAGCCAGCCCCUGUUCCUGGAGGUUCCACCAAUACUACCGACCCCGGUUCCACCCCAGCACUAGGCAGUGGCCCCAGUAACAUCUUCGCCACAGUGGGCAGUCCCAGUGAGAGUAAUGUCACAGCUGAGAGUAACAGUACAGCUGCGACUGAGAAGCCUGUGACCCCUGAAGCCCUGAACCCUAACCCGCAAACCCCCCCUGCAGCCAAGCCCCUUCCCCCGGUCAUAGCUGAGCCUGAGGAUGAUGAUGAUGAUGAUGAUGAGGAAAAUAUAGUGAGCAUCUCUGAGAUUGGCUACCCAGCGCUGAUUGAGCAGAUGAAGGCUCGGAGAUGUGUGGAGCUUUACAUGGUGUACGCCGAACACUACCUGGAGAAAAAGAAGCAGGAGGACGAGAAGAACACGCCCCGGGGAAGACCCAGAGGAGGAGUGGAGAGACUGGGAGGAGGAGGAUAUCAAGGACUGCUAACUGUACUCACCUCUACUGCACUACUGCUGCUGAACAGCAACUUGCUACUACUGCACUGAGAUAGAGAGAGAGAGAGAAACAGAGAGAGAGAAAUAGAGGGCAGAAGAAGAGAAAGAGAGAGAUGGAGGGAUAGAAGGAGAAAGGACACAAUGUUUGCUGCCACUGUGUGAGUCAGAGUCAAGAAUGGGGCUGAUGGAGGGAUGCUGGGACUUCUCCUUUCAUCCUCCUUUGAACCACGCCUCAGGACUCUUUCCAUAAUAAGUGGACUUUUUUGAUUGAUACAUUCGAUGGAUUUUUGUUCUGUUUUUGUAUUGUUGUUUCUCAUGCACUGUUACUUGCAUUAUAUACAUCUGUAAUCAUGCACCUGUGUGUUACUAAAAUGCUGACAAAAAUCCAACCCUGCUGUCCCCAAAGCAUUGAAUUUGCUCAUGGUGUAGCGAAGUACUACAGCCUCAUGCAUGCAGCAUGACUAUUAUAUACAGCAUAUUUCAUAAAUAAGAUAAAUAUCGAUUAAGGUUAAGCAUGGACUGGCCCGAUCUGAAAGCCACCCCAAUACAAGCCAUCACUGCCUAUUUCCCAGCACCAACAGGGAUUCCAGGAGGAGAACUUAGAUGCUGUAUUUUAUGUCAGACAGAUGGAAGGGAAACGUCCCAUUUACUCCAUUUACAUCACAUUAACUGCUUUUGUAGGCCGAGAAGGCAACAUGUUUCUACGCAGGCUGGAAAGACUAGAUGGUGUGUGUGUUUGAUAGCCUUUUACAGUGUGUAUGUGCGUAUGUAAAUAGAUAGGACUGUUGUGUAAAUAUUGAUUGAGGUAAGAUUAAUCUUGUGACUAUGAUAACACCACAUAACAUCCAUAUUAACAUUAGCUGGGGAAGGGGAAUUGUUGAAUAUGACAGUCAAGUAUGCAUGACAAUAAAUGUGAGCUUAUAUUAUUGA